AUGGUACUUGUGUUGGGAGCUGUACCGACGCCAGCCGCCCCCGCGGACGCUGACCGCCUCUGGACGCCCGGCAUCAGUGCCAGUCAACUAUUUGAUACGGAUCUGGAAACUUGUUCCCAUAGUGAUCUUUUAAAAUCAAAAUGCCUAAACAAGGAACAGGAGGAAGAAGUUCUGAACUGGAUCGCCGCUGUUCUUGGGGAACCACUUCCAAAAGGCGCGUAUGAAGACAUUUUGAAAGAUGGAGUCAUUCUGUGCAAGCUAAUCAACAAAUUAUCACCCGGAUCAGUUAAAAAGAUCCAGGAAAGGGGAACCAACUUCCAGCUUAUGGAAAACAUUCAAAGGUUCCAAGCAGCCAUCAAAAAGUACGGAGUACCAGAGGAGGAAAUAUUCCAGACGGCCGAUCUUUUCGAGAGACGCAACAUUCCUCAAGUCACCUUGUGCUUAUACUCUCUCGGUAGAAUAACACAGAAGCACCCUGAAUGGACCGGUCCUCAGUUAGGACCUAAGAUGGCGGAGAAGAAUGAAAGGUCUUUCACUGAAGAACAACUUAGGGCCCACAACGCUGAAUUAAACCUCCAAAUGGGUUUCAACAAGGGUGCGUCUCAAGCGGGCCAUGGUGGUUUUGGCAACACUCGUCAUAUGUAA
Messenger RNA from Danaus chrysippus (African queen), 645 nucleotides. NCBI's taxonomy places the organism in Eukaryota, Metazoa, Arthropoda, Insecta, Lepidoptera, Nymphalidae. The record is from the annotation of a GenBank genome assembly.